Messenger RNA from Effrenium voratum, 408 nucleotides. NCBI's taxonomy places the organism in Eukaryota, Dinophyceae, Suessiales, Symbiodiniaceae. The record is from the annotation of a GenBank genome assembly.
AUGUUCCGCGACCUCCCGGACAACUUUGACGAUGACGACGCAGCGGAGCUUCGCAAAGUCGACGCAAGGCUCCGAUUACGAGAAGCCAUUGCCCAGCACUACCUUGCGAUCCAGGCCAUUCCCAGCACCGACGACAGGAGAGCGCAGUUUGAGCAGCUCAACGCCUUUUUAGAGGACAUGUACAAGAACUUCGGCCCAGAGUUGGAACGCUUGCCUCUUCCAGACAAGUCCUUUACUUCCUCAGAUGACACCUUGGACGCCCUCAGCACUGCCGGCAGCUCUGCGCCUCACCCUGACGCGUCAUCCCCUGCCUCCAAAGGCUCCUCAACAGAUGACUGCGCUUUGCAGCAGUUCGUAUGGAAAUUCCUCACAGUUGGCCAGGACACCUGGCCCGUCAUGCAGGUCUGA